AUGAAGGAAACCCAAGUAACAGAAUCAUGGAACCAUAUUUUCAUCUUUGUAGUGCAUCCCAUCAUCAUCAUCAUUGUCUUCUUGUACUCCAUCAAUUUAACCAUUUGUGAUUCAAUUAGUGCCCCUUCAGAUACAAUCCUCCUUGAUUGCGGUUCCUCUGGAGAAUCAUCAUAUAACGGAGCACGAUGGAUAGGUGACAUUGGGUCUAGUUUCUUGCUUCCAAAAUAUAGCAAAAGUUCUUCUACUCUCUCGGUUUUGAACCAAUAUCACAAAAGAGUGCCAAAAAUACCAUACUCAACAACAAGAAUAAUUCAUUCACCUCUCAACUACACUUUCUCCUUCACCCCGAGCCUCAAAUUCAUUCGUAUAUACUUUCUAUCAGCUUCAUAUUUAAAUAUGAAUCCUUCUAAAGCCUAUUUUUCGGUCAAAGCAGGUUGUUACACUCUUUUAAGUAGUUUUAGUCCUUUUGUUGCUUCACAAGAACUCAACUUAGCUUAUUUCACUAAGGAUUUCUUGGUCAAUGUUGUGGAAGAGAAACUAAACAUAACCAUCAUUCCUUCUUCUCUAAUUUCCAAUGCAUUUGCUUUUGUAAAUGGCAUUGAGAUAUUCUCAGUGCCCUCUACUAUAUAUUUUCCAGUUUCCAAUUUUCAUGUUCCUUACCUUGGGCACCAAGAAUUAAAUAUAAGUGAUCAUCAAUAUGCUCUUGAAAUGCUCUACCGGGUUUCUAUCCAUGAAGUUGAAAAUGUAUUUGGGGCAUGGGUAGAAGAUUCAGGCUACUUAUAUAGUUCACUUCAUGGAAGUGUUCUUGACAGUAGAAUUCGACCUCUUUCGAUUACUUACAACACUUCCACUUCAUUUGAUUUCAAUUAUUCGGCUCCAGAAGAACUAUAUUGGAUUGCCAGAACAAUGGGAAGCAACCAAGAUGCCAACAUGGAGUACAAUUUAACAUGGUCGUUUCCUGUUGAUUCUGGAUUCAAAUACCUUGUUAGGCUUCAUUUCUGUGAGAUCUCCAUGGAGGUAACUAAGGUCAACCAAAGGGUGUUCAAGGUGUAUAUCAACAACCAAACAGCAGAGGAGAGAAUGGAUUUGGUUGCUUUGGUUGGUGCACCAUUUGUUGCCUUCUACAAAGACUAUGUUGUUAUGGUUCCUAGGGAAAGCGAGAGGAGGAGAAAUAUGUCGAUUGCGCUUCACCCAAACAUAGCAUCAAAACCCAAGUUUGCUGAUGCCAUCUUGAAUGGCAUAGAGAUCAUCAAGUUAAGUGACAGUAAUUUUAAUCUUGCAGUUAGUUUCCCAUUGAAAGAGGAACACCAAAAGAAGAAGAGGAAAGCUCCACUUGUGAUUGUUCUUGCUUGUACUUCAGCCGUUGCUUUUGCAUUGUUUAUUGCUAUUUAUGUUCUUAUCCAUCAAUCUUGUAAGAAACAAAACAGGGAAAAUCUUCAAGUACUCUCUUUGAAUGCUACUAGAGAAAAUUACAAAAAUAUGCAAGUAAAAAUGACCUCAGGUCAUCAGUGCUCUCAAUUCACAUUAGCAGAGAUUAACAUAGCCACUGACAACUUCAAGGAAGAUCAAGUGAUUGGGGAGGGAGGCUUUGGAAAGGUGUACAAAGGCAUAAUAAAUGAUGGAGUCACUCCUUGCGCUAUAAAGCGAUGCAAAAAAGAACCAGCCACUUUCAUGGAAUCAGAGACUGAAGAUUUGUGUUGGCGCGGCACGAGGACUACAUUAUUUGCAUACUGGCACAAGGCAGUCAAUCAUUCAUCGCGAUAUCAAGUCAGCCAACAUAUUGCUGGAUCAUCACUUGGUGCCUAAGAUUUCUGAUUUCGGGUUAUCAAGAAUCAUUCCCUUCUCUUCCCACACACAUGUUACCACUGAGGUGAAGGGUACUUUUGGAUACUUAGAUCCAGAGUACUACAAGAGGAGAAAAUUGACUGAAAAAUCUGAUGUCUAUUCAUUCGGCGUGGUUUUGUUCGAGGUGUUGUGUGGAAGACCAGCAGUGAAACGUGUCGAAGUAGAAGAGCAAAGUGAGAAGGUUAGU
This is a messenger RNA of Arachis stenosperma, 2032 nucleotides long. RefSeq names its product receptor-like protein kinase FERONIA. Lineage: Eukaryota; Viridiplantae; Streptophyta; Magnoliopsida; Fabales; Fabaceae. The coding region runs from base 1 to 1806 and encodes 601 amino acids. Gene Ontology annotation, molecular function: protein kinase activity; ATP binding. The record is from RefSeq and is a predicted model, not a curated record. The transcript is spliced from 2 exons.